Molecule: messenger RNA, 2280 nt
Organism: Echinococcus granulosus
Lineage: Eukaryota; Metazoa; Platyhelminthes; Cestoda; Cyclophyllidea; Taeniidae
Product: Tubulin polyglutamylase TTLL7
Exons: 14
Coding region: 1-2280 (759 amino acids)
Biological process (GO): protein polyglutamylation; microtubule cytoskeleton organization
Cellular component (GO): cilium
Molecular function (GO): tubulin-glutamic acid ligase activity; tubulin binding
Source: RefSeq, a predicted model, not a curated record
AUGUCAACGGCAACAUUAAAGUCGCCUUUUCGUGCGAAACGUAGCAUUAAACGAGGUUACAAACAGGAUUCAGUAAAGCAAAUUAUUCAGGAAUUUGGCUUCCAGAUUGAAAACAGAGAAAACCACACAACAGCUUUUCUAAUAUGGUCCGAUACUUUUAUCCCAUUUGAGAAAUUGUGGAUGCUUAAGCCUUACCAAAGGGUUAACCACUUUCCUGGUAUGGUGGAAAUUUGUCGAAAGGACUUUUUUACAAAACACUACAAUAAACAAGCAAAAUCUGAUUCAAGGAAUUACAACUUUUAUCCAAAAACAUGGAUUCUGCCACAAGAAUACGCUGCAUUUCUAACCUAUGCUCGCAAGAAUCCUCAUCCUGCUUACAUCGUAAAACCAGCCAAUGGUGCAAUGGGGAUGGGAAUCCGGCUAUACCGCAAUGUGGAGAGCGUACCAUCCUCUAGCUCACAAUACGGCCCAUGCGUGGUGCAGGAGUACGUUACCAACCCCUACCUUAUCGACGGCUUCAAGUUUGACUUGCGUGUCUACGUACUCAUCACUUCCUGCUGUCCUCUGCGCAUCUUCGUCUACAACGAGGGCCUGGUACGAUUGAGUGCGGAGAGGUACAAGGAUCCCAUGGGACCGAAUGGUGAAUCCAUGUAUCGCCAUCUGACCAACUACGCGGUGAAUCGCAAGCACCACGCCUACAUGAAGACCAACGAUGAGACCGAUGGUAACAAACGUUCCUUUGCGUUCCUCGAGGACUACCUCGCUCGACAUGCCGGCCUCUCCGACUGCCGCAUGCUGUGGCGUCGAAUUCGCAAUCUCGUCGUAAAGACGGUUAUUCUUGCCGCUCCUCAUGUCUACCACGCUUUUGAGAUCCUUGGGUUUGAUGUAAUUCUCGAUGCGGACCUAAAACCGUGGUUGUUGGAAGUAAAUCGGUCGCCUUCGUUUGGAGUAGACCAGAGCCUUGACCUAAGGGUGAAGUCGGGCUUGCUAAGGGAUGCGCUGGCGCUUAUCAACAUCCGCGCCUCGGACAAGCGUCGCUCGGAGGAGUGGCAGCGAGCACACGCGGUGCAACGUCUACUGAACCCCACGACAACAGCACUGAACGCUGUUUGUGACACCAAGUUGUGGCAGUGCAGUGGUACCCUUAAGUCAAAGUACCUAGCCUCCGACUGGCUAAAAAACCCCCGCGAUCUACUCAAUCGCAUCAAUGGCAUCCGCGAGCGGUUGGGCAAGAUGCACCGGGAGGCGGAUUUGGAGUGUUUCGAGAACUCCAACUGCGGCAACUGGCGUCGUGUCUACCCUACGAUGGACAAGACACUGGAGCAACGAUACACCACACUUAUGGUGAAUGUCUUUACCGAAUUUAACAAGGGACGACCUGGUGAUGUUGACCGUGUCAUACCUGCCUCGCUGUCCGAAAGCCAGAAGGAGGAGGAACUUCGACAACAAUUGUACUACUUGGAGAAGGAGUCUGCCAAGUUGGUGAAGCAACGUGUAAAUGACAAGAUCCCACUGCCACAACAGCCAAAAACGCAACAUCAACAACAUCACCGCCAGCAACAGCAGCAUCACCUUCGAGUGCUCAAUACCGGCGCCUCAACUCCCCCCACCUUCCCUCCCAGGUAUUGCUUUCGUGAGAAGUGGUGCAGUAGGAACCAAUCCGCGGUGUCUAUGUUCUCACAUCCCUUCUGGGAGGACCCUAACGGGCUAGCCGAGUCCGAUGAAGAAGGUGAAGAAGAGGUAAAGAAGGAAGAGGAAGAGGGGAGUGAUAAGCAGGACCAUCUAUUUUGGUAUUAUCUGUUGAUGCAUGCGACCUCCAGUUGCCCAGUUGCCUCCCUCAGCACAACUUCCUCUUCCCAACCGAGACCGUGUCAACACGGUGUUUCAGCGCCACCCUUCGUUCUUGUUAAGCGUGUCCAUCUCCAGCAGUUCCAAAUGGGAUUGACUGAACCAUUUUCGGACGGAUUUGGAUUUUGCUCUGUUACUGCAUACCCGACCUUCUUCAAUCGCAGCACAGUAGACUUGCCGGGAAGCUUUUACCACCACAUUCACAGCCACAACCUUACGAUCGGGGCCAACUUGUUCUGUGAAGCCGAUAAGCUUAAAGAACAUUGUGAGGAUGAGGACUUGAGUCAGUCCAUUUACUUCCCUAAUCUCCAACGAGUGAUAAUAAUCGGGGGAGUAAGGAGGUAUAUUCUGAGUGGUAACUUUAAUCUUGGCAGGGAUUUUAGGCGCCUUGUGGACGAUCUGAACGGCGACCAAGAUGGUGGACAGGAGUGA